UGACCAUCAUCAUGUCUGACCCCAGAAACAUCACAGGUGAAAAAGACAGUUCUUAUCAUGACGCGGACAGUGCUCGCGCCGACGAGGGGGACGCAAGCAACCGAACCCAGUCGAGCUAUAACCAGCAGGAACGAUCGGCAGCGUUCAUGUCAGUGGUGCUGGCGGAUAGUCAGGAGGGUGGAGAGGCAAGCAACCAAACCCAGUCCUACUACAAUGACCAACAGCAACAAUCGGCAACUUUUAUGCCAGUGCCAGUGGUGAUGGGGGAUAGUCAGGAGGGUGCUUCUUCCGCUGAAGCCUUCUCAUCAUCAGCAAAUCAAGCACGAAAAAGGGCCCGCGCCCUGGCCGGUAACAGAAGACGUCAGGCUGCUUAUAGACGGAGAAGAGACGGGAAAAUCUCCGAUCUUGAAGAUCAACUUGGUAGGGAACAGGCAAACUCCGAAGUAUUGGAUGCAGAACGGGAUCAGUUGCUGGCUGAGUUGUCGAGGGCCGGCGCCGAAAACACGAUUAUGAUGUUGGAGGCAGAGGGGUGGGAUCCGCGUCUCUCUUGGGAGGAUGUCGACGAGCAACAACAGUACGACCAAGCCCCGCCCGACAACGAGUGAGGAUAGUACUUGCUGACCUCACGGUCUUAUUUUCACAUCGGUCGAAGUCUUAGGGGGUGUCAAGGACGGAAGUGAUAGCUUGAGCUGAGUGCUGUUCAUCAUAUCUCUACCUGUAGAGACUACCAAAGAUCUGAAUGCAACAUUCUGGAAGAG
Molecule: messenger RNA, 758 nt
Organism: Cryptococcus amylolentus CBS 6039
Lineage: Eukaryota; Fungi; Basidiomycota; Tremellomycetes; Tremellales; Cryptococcaceae
Exons: 6
Coding region: 12-605 (197 amino acids)
Source: RefSeq, a predicted model, not a curated record